This is a messenger RNA of Eublepharis macularius, 2914 nucleotides long. It is a transcript of the gene BAIAP2L1, whose product is annotated as BAR/IMD domain containing adaptor protein 2 like 1. Gene Ontology annotation, molecular function: protein binding. The coding region runs from base 295 to 1848 and encodes 517 amino acids. Gene Ontology annotation, cellular component: cytosol; nucleoplasm. Gene Ontology annotation, biological process: actin crosslink formation; positive regulation of actin filament polymerization; actin filament bundle assembly. NCBI's taxonomy places the organism in Eukaryota, Metazoa, Chordata, Lepidosauria, Squamata, Eublepharidae. The record is from RefSeq and is a predicted model, not a curated record. The transcript is spliced from 14 exons.
GGCUGGGCGAAAGCGCCGCUGCCGAGCUGGCUGGUUCCACAAGUUUUGACAGUUUGAGGGGGGGAGAGAGAGGUGGCCGGGAAGGGAGCGCCGCCGCCGCCGCCGCUACUCUCCUCAGCCGGCCGGGCUCGGUGGAGGACGACGGCGAGCAAGGGCGGCCGCGGAGGGACGCGGAGGGGGGCCGGCCUUCGCAGGAGAAGCGCCGUCCUGAGGGUGUUGGCAGAAAGUUCUUCCCGGCGCCUCUGAGCGUCCCUUUUUCAGUUUUAUUUUUUGGUUCCCUCCCCUCCCCCAAAGAUGUCCCGGGACCCAGAAGAAGUGAACAAAUUGACCGAGAGCACCUAUAAAAAUGUGAUGGAACAAUUCAACCCAGGGCUGCGGAACUUAAUAAACCUGGGGAAAAACUAUGAAAAAACAGUUAACGCCAUGAUUCUUGCGGGAAGAGCUUACUAUGAUGGUGUUGCAAAAAUAGGAGACAUAGCAGUCGCAUCGCCAGUAUCUAAAGAAUUGGGUCAUGUUCUCAUAGAAAUUUCUAUUGCACAGAAAAAACUCAACGACAGACUAGAUGAAAGUUUCAAGAAGUUCCACAAAGAGAUUAUAUCUGAGCUGGAAAAGAAAACUGAACUGGAUGUUAAAUACAUGAAUGCUACUUUGAAGAGGUACCAAAACGAACACAGAAGCAAACUGGAUUCUUUGGAAAAAUCACAGGCCGAGCUGAAGAAGAUCCGAAGGAAAAGUCAAGGGGGAAGAAAUGCCACAAAAUAUGAGCAUAAAGAAACAGAGUAUUUGGAAACGGUGAGUUCCCGCCAGAGUGAUAUUCAAAGAUUUAUUGCUGAAGGCUGCAGAGAAGCUCUACUUGAAGAGAAAAAAAGAUUCUGUUUUCUGGUGGACAAACACUGCAGUUUUGCUCAGCACAUGAAGUAUUACCACGUAGAGUGUAUGGACUUACUGAACUCCAAGUUGCCUGGGUGGUUGGAAACGUGUAGCGAUGCCACCAAAGUGCCAGAGAAGAUUAUGACUAUGAUUGAAGAGAUAAAGACACCCGUCUCCACUCCAGUUUCAGGAACUCCUAUGCCUUCACCGAUGAUCGAGAGAAACAGCAUGGUUGGAAAUGAUUAUGAAUCGCUUCAUAGGAAUUCCCCCCAAGUCCCUCCUGCACCUACCGUCAGAGCCUAUACAAGUCCCUUAGUUGAUAUGUUUAACAACCCAGCGGCUCCGAAGGCACCAUCAGAGAGAUUAAAUCAUUCAACAAAUCACACAGAUGAUUCCAGUUUAUCACGAUCAACUUCUGUGGCCACAGGACUCAACAUAAUGAAAAGGCAGAAAGUUAAAACCAUCUUUCCUCAUACCGCUGGGAGUAACAAAACCUUGCUUAGUUUUGCACAAGGUGACACCAUCACACUGCUUGUAUCAGAGGAAAGGGAUGGUUGGCUGUACGGAGAGCACGACGUGACUAAAGUAAAAGGUUGGUUCCCAUCAUCCUACACAAAGCCAUUAGAAGAACCAGCUGAAGAGACAGUUAGUGUGCCAGUCCCAAGAUCCAUAACGAUUUCCCCCCUCUUUAGCCCUGCACCUGUCCGAAGCAUCAGCUCAGUAAACUUGACAGAGAGAGGUGGGGUCGUCCUUCCCCCACCAGAUUAUCUGAUACCUGGGCAAAUAGGAACAAGACUGGAGUCUUCUAAAACGACGACUGCGGUUAAAACACCAGUGGCCAAACCAGAUAGCACAGCUCCUAAGCCUGACAUGAACGGCAUUGUAAAACCACCUUUCCUAAGUGGAGAAAAUCCAUUUGCCACCGUGAAGCUCCGACCGACAGUAACCAACGACCGAUCAGCACCGAUACUUCGAUGAGCAACAUUAGCUGGAUUUUUUUUUUACUCCCCUCCUUGUGAAUGCUGUUUUCAGCAAUAUCAUUUUCAGAGGCUGUCUAAAAGUUUUUAAAACCUUAUUUAAGCAUAAUUAAUGUGUAUGGUAGCAAAAAGUUGCAAAGGACUUCACUUGAAAAAAAAAAUUGCUUCCUGACAUCAGCUAAGUAUUGCCUUGGGUUAAGAUGCUUGAAAAUUGUCUUGAUUUGUACAGCGUGCCUUGGUUAGGAAGACAGAAUCAUGAAAAUAAGGGGACGCUUCAGUACUGUCAUUGCCACCAUAAUUAAUCCUUGAAAAAUACUCCUCUAGGCCCGUUGUAUGGUUAAUUCUAUGGGUAAGUUCUAAUUAUUUAAGUUUGCUUGUACCGUUUACUUAGACCCGUGCUCUGCUUGAGCUGAUUUUUAAAUAGAGAAGCCAGCUAAGGAUUGCCUUAACAAUUCAACAAUAGAAUAUCAUGUACAGUAAUACAUUUCAUAUCACUUAAGUCAUAUUCAUAUUAGCCGUCGGUACAGAGGUCUUAGGAUGCAGUAAGAAUAAAAUAUUUAUCUUCCAAAUACUCAUAGCAAUGUAAUAUUUUUCUCCAAGACUGUCUUUCGGUAGGUUUAGAGCACUACCUCCUGCAAGAGAGAAAAAUCACUGUAAAAAAACACUAGGCAACAUUGUGUGUCAUUGGAUCAGCUUUUGUGGCUGUAUCAUUAUGCAUACUUUCAUGCUACAGGAUGGGUGGGGGGCGGUUCUACAUUUCCAAAGGCUGCAUGCUGCUGUGCCUGUAAAAGUUGCUCCUAAGUGGGAAACCUUACCGAUGUCUCGCUUACAAAUCGUGGGAGGGAAAUUGGCAACAUUCAUCGUGGCAUUGACCUGCUUAGGUUUCAUGCAACAUCGAAACAUGGCUGAUUCUUAAUUAACACUCAAAAUGUUCCCUGAAAAUAUUAAGAUAUAAACAACAGGGCUGUAGGGAGAAGGAGAGAAUCUAGAAGGUAUGUAACUUUUGUGAAUUACUCAGUGUGGGGCGAGGGAGAGAACUUCUAAAUAAAGCCAUAUGUUGAGGCUUG